Onthophagus taurus is the source of this 3036-nucleotide messenger RNA. Its product is annotated as UPF0047 protein YjbQ. The record is from RefSeq and is a predicted model, not a curated record. NCBI's taxonomy places the organism in Eukaryota, Metazoa, Arthropoda, Insecta, Coleoptera, Scarabaeidae.
CGGGUGGUACGAACUGAAACGAAAGCGAUUCCGAAAAUAACCGAUCUGUCAUAAGUUGAGAUUUCUUCAUUGCGGCAAGUUCCGUGGUCGUGUUUCAAAACGGUGUUCGAAUUGGGGCCUUUGCCCCCGCGCUCAUGCCUAGCUCAUGAUAACGAUGAACGCUCUCGUUGGAGCGCGCGAACGCACGGUUUAUUACGAGCUGAUUUAGUGUUUCGCGAGUGCCCCAAGGACAGCAAAAGCCGGCAAACUGGCGACCAACAACAGCGACAGCAAAUCAAACAUGGCUUCGUCCGCCAGGAUCGUCCAGUGUAAUUCGGCGUGGUUUCAAAAAAAGAUCAAUCUUAGGCCGCAGCACCGGGGCGUACAUCUGGUUACCGAAGAAAUCCUUAGACAGAUACCGGAAUUGUCGCAAUUCGCGAUGGGACUCUGCCACGUACAGAUUUUGCACACAUCGGCCAGUUUGGCAUUAAAUGAAAGUUGGGACCCGGAUGUUCGUGAUGAUAUGGAGAUGAUGUUAAAUAAAAUCGUUCCCGAAGACGUCCCAUAUCGGCAUUCAUGCGAAGGACCCGACGAUAUGCCCGCCCAUGUAAAGGCGUGUUUUUUGGGUUCAUCGUUGACGAUUCCUAUAACGGAAGGGAAAUUAAAUUUGGGUACGUGGCAGGGUGUGUGGUUAUGUGAACAUCGGGACCGUGCGGGUUCUCGGAAGCUUUUGAUUACGCUCAAUGGAUGCCUGCGAGAUUCGACGUGUACGCCUCUGUCUCCCGUUAGCCCCAUGGCCAGCACGAGCAGUUAGGGGCACCACUCGGGGCAUUCGCUUUCCAAGCAUUAAGCCCCGAGUAUAAACUCGACUAAAUACUUUUUUUCCAAAUUGGACUCAAAAAUAAAUUGAACAAGAUAAAAAGAGUACUGUAAGAAAAGUGCGUGCGCCCCCUUAAAAAUAUUAAAAUGGACUUAAAAAAUCUAUGACAAUAUGUACAUAGGUGGUUAAAGUAACCCUUUUUUUUAUUAUCUUAGUUUAAGGAUUUGAAUUUCUUUUAUUAGAAUGUUAUUUUUAUUUUUUGAUUAAUCCUCCAUUAAAACAGAUAAAAGAAAUAAAGAAUUUGUAUAUAAUAUAAAUAUUAUUAUACGGGUUGUGUAUAGUACGGUAACGGACUGAACCUGGUCUGUCUUCCUUUAGCAAUAUCGUAGAUUUUGAAGAGCCCCAAGCAUAAAACACCUCUCACAUGGAAAUGUAAAACCUACAAUUGUCGAUACAACGACUUUGAAUCAAGAAAAUUUACAAAAAUUAAUCACACAGGGUACGAACGUGUAUGACUGUAUUAAAGAAUGAGUAUGGAGGCCCCCUUUUUUCGAAAAUAAAGUUUAGACCGCUCGGGAAUAAAUAAAUAAAGUUUAUUUUGUAAAUAAAGCAGCAUCGUUUAACAAAUUAUUAGAUAUUUAUAAUUGGAAUCAUUGACAAUUAAAUGACGGUUAAAUAUUAAAGUGUGAUUAGGUAUCCAGAAUUUUCUUUUUAUUUAAAUAAUUCUCGAGAUUAAAUUGUUUAUACCAAAAAAAUGUUGAAUUAAACAUGAUCCAGUAUAAAUAUCUUAUAAAAUGGUUCUUCUCACGCAUCGUUUUAAAGCACGUUGUUGAGCCGCACACAACAUAAAAAACACUUAAACACACACACAAAGUAAGAAAAAUGCAUAAAAUUAAAAUAAAACGCGCGAAAUGGUUGUUUAUAUUAAAAUCAUUAAAAAAAAAAAAUGAUAAAAAGUAGUACUCGGGUUUUUUACUCGCGAUAUUUUGUACAGGUUUUUUGUAUUUUGUGUAAAAUAGAAGGAAAUAAACGGAGUUGUGUCGCGUAAUUUCAAAUAAACCAACCAAAAGAUAAUUUAAAUAAUUAAUAACAAAAAAAAGGAAUUGAAAUAAUUUUUUUUUGAGGUUAUGCGACACUUUUGAGGUUGUAAUUUUUUCAAAUUCAAUUUGGGUUAAUUUUUCGGGAUAAAACACAAAAGACGUCCAUGCAAGUCCAUAAGAAAUAAAUAAAUCCCGAUUUUCUUUAAUUAUGAUAAACAUAACCUAACUUUUUAAAACCUUGCUUGUUAAAAAACACAAUCACAAAUAAUCACUGAUCACUACCUCCUUUUCUUUUCAAACUUUUAGUUCUAAUCAUUUUAAAUUAAACUUUGUGCUUUUAAAAAAAAAUACUCAAACACGAAACACUAAAAAUCCAAAAAAACUAAAAUAAAUCAUCAAUCCAAAAUGAUGGCAUUAAUUGUUGCUUAGUAACGAGAAAUGUUUAGAUCGAUUAACGGAAGUAAAAUUUUUAAAAAAUUAAAAAGGCGGGAGAUUUGAACGUUUCCAAUAAAAUUAGAAAAAAAAUGCCUUUUAAUCGUUUAAUUUGUGUCUUUUCGUAAUAAUAUUAAUAAAUAUAACAGCUUCCACCGUUGUUUAUUUGAUUAUAAGUGCCUAUUGUUAAUUCCAAGUGAAGAAAUUAAAUAAUAAUAAAGAAAGAGAGCGUUUGCGAAAUGAGAGUUAAAUAAAUAAAUAAAAAUUAAUUUAAUUUUACACAAUUUUUAAAAAUGUACACCACCGGCAAAAAUACGGCGAUUUUGAUUUAGUUUCGAGCCGCUUUUUUGUGUGGAAAAUGCCUUUUUCCGUCCCGAGCAUAAAAUAAGUAAAAAUUACCAAAAAAAGAAAAAAUUAAAUGUACAUAGGGGUUAAAAAAAAUUGGCGGCAGUGUUUUUAAAAUUGAGCUGUAUUUUUGCCUUCGUCCUUAAUUUCGAGCUUGAGGUUAAAUAAACAAAUGUUGCGCGAAAACUGUAGAAGCGGUGAGAAAUGAAUUAAUUAAUUAAGAAAUUAAUUAAAAAAAAGAAACUAUAGUGAAAUUUCCCUAACUCGAAUCUAUAAGGGAGCGAAAGAAAACUUUGAGUUAGAGAGAAAUACUCUAAUACUUUAAUAACUUUCAAAUACUUCAAUAAAAAUACACAACAAUCUAGCGCUGAAUAAUUAUUAAAACUAGAACUAGAAAGUUUCGGGUUUAGCACUAUAUAU